Stegostoma tigrinum is the source of this 5065-nucleotide messenger RNA. Its product is annotated as V-set and immunoglobulin domain-containing protein 1-like. The record is from RefSeq and is a predicted model, not a curated record. Bases 140 to 1909 code for a protein of 589 amino acids. Gene Ontology annotation, molecular function: immunoglobulin receptor binding; antigen binding. Gene Ontology annotation, biological process: defense response to bacterium; B cell receptor signaling pathway; phagocytosis, recognition. The transcript is spliced from 10 exons. Gene Ontology annotation, cellular component: immunoglobulin complex, circulating; blood microparticle; external side of plasma membrane. Lineage: Eukaryota; Metazoa; Chordata; Chondrichthyes; Orectolobiformes; Stegostomatidae.
GCAAGGCAAAACAGCAAGGCAUUUAGAAUUCGAGAAAUAAGUUCGCUUAAUAUGUCUGUUCACUUAAAAUUCUCAACCCUGACUCUGAUCCUCUGCCUCACAGUGGAUACUGCCAGACUUGCUGAAUGUGUGAGUGAUAAUGGGAACUGCAGAUGCUGGAGAAUCCAAGAUAAUAAAAUGUCGGGUAGAUACACAGACAACUCUUCUCCAAUCCCCUGAAGCUGUGACAGUGACUGAGGGUGGCACAGUGACAUUUCGCUGUGAUUUGCGAAGCAGCAAUGCUGAUUCCACUGUGAACAGAUAUGAUCUACACUGGCACCAUUCACGUGGUGGGCUGAAAAUAUUGAGUCAUUAUGUAAACGGCCGUGUUUACCGAUCGAGAGGAUUCUCUGAGCGGUUCCAGCUUUCCAGAAAUGUAACCAGUAACAGUUACAUUCUGACCAUCAGAGACCUGAAGCUCACUGACAGCAACACCUACAUCUGUGAGAUUUGGGGGAAGAUCUAUGGAAACGGAACCCGCCUGAAUGUAACCAUUGCAAAUCCUCCGAUUCUUCUCCAAUCUCCGAGCCUGGAACGUGUCACCGAGGGUCACACUGCCCGGUUACAGUGCACCAUCAGGAACGCCGCAGUGACACGUACCGAUGUUCACUGGUACUGGGAACAACCAGGGAAUACCACGGAGUGGGUUUUAACACAUGACGUGAGGAACAUCACACAAAGGAGCCCAGGAUUCACUGAGCGAUUCCAGUCUUUCAGAGACUCCUCCAAUAACAGCUUCAUUCUGACCAUCACAAACGUGCAGCCCAAUGACACUGGGAUCUAUUAUUGUAAAGUGUGGGGAGAUAUCAGUGGGAAUGGAUCCAAGCUGACUGUAACCGAUCCAUUGGCUGAUCCAGUCCUCAUUCAGUAUCCAAGGUUCAGCAAGGUACCAGAGGGUGAAACUGUCGAGUUCCAGUGUGCCAUGCACAAUGCCAGUGUGAAUGACACUGAUGUCCACUGGCACUACCAGCAACCUGGCAGCAACAGGGAGUGGGUGAUAAGCCAGUUUGAGAAUGGCACCUUCACCAAGGCCCAGGGUUUCCAUGAUCGUGUUCAUGCUUCCAGGAAUGUUGGCAGUAACAGUUACAUUCUGCGCCUUGUGAAUGUGACUCUCAAUGAUAGUGCUGUGUACCACUGCAGUGUGUGGAGCUACAUUUAUGGAGCAGGGAGCCAGCUCAAUGUAACUGUUGCAAAUCCCCCAGUCCUUCUCCAGUCUCCGAGCCUGGAACGUGUCACUGAGGGUCACACUGCCCGGUUACAGUGCACCAUGAGGAAUGCUGCAGUGACACACACCGAUAUUCACUGGUACCAGGAGCAACUGGGGAACAACAAAACAUGGGUUUUAACACAUGACGUGAGGAACAACACACAAUGGAGCCCAGGAUUGACUGAGCGAUUCCAGUCUUCCAGAGACCCCUCCAAUAACAGCUUCAUUCUGACCAUCACAAAUGUGCAGCCAAAUGACACUGGGGUCUAUUACUGUAAAGUGUGGGGAGAUAUCAAUGGGAAUGGAACCCUGCUGUCUGUAAUGGAGCAAUCUGAAGAGCUGUGGUUAAUGAUAAUCAUUGGCGUUGCCCUGGCAUUUGUUGUCUUACUCUGCAUCUUUCUCAUCAUACUUCUUUAUGUGAAGAAAUGGGCCUGUUUUCAACACCGAUCAAAACCAGAGGGGACCUCUGAAGAAGAGCUUAACACGGUGUAUGCAACAGUCAGUGCUGAAGUGCAGAAUAAACAAAUGACUGCGUCCCCUCCUCCAUUGGAGGAAGGGGAGUUGUAUUAUGCUGAUAUCCAGUUCUUCCGAAAGAAAACUGAACAGCCAGCUACAGUGGUCACUGAGGAGUCAACCGAGUACGCUGCCAUCAAAUAUACAUAGUGACGAGCAAUCAGUUCUUCAGCAAGUAAUGAAGAGCAGUCUUUGCUGCCAUUAACUCCAAAACCAGCAGAACGAAGGACAGUCAAUCAUCACAAUUACUUAUUGAUAUUUCUGCUUGAUAAUUAUUCCAGAAUUUGCAUGGUGCAGCUUCCUGGCAGAGUGAAGUCUCUGGGUAGUGAAUCCAUAAGGUGACCAGAUUUUAAAUAGCAAGAAACCAGGGUGAGUUUAAUGGGCAUGGGAAAGUUGGGCAUUGCUGAGCUGAUUGUUACCACAUUGGGUGAACAGUGCAAAGAAUCUCAAGGUUAGGCAUAGAAAUUGGAGUGGGUGGGAAACAGGGGGAAAUAGUUAUGUCAUGACACUUUUUGGAAUAUCUUCAGCUGGGGUUCUCUGCUGCAGAAAGUUUUGAAGCUAAAACAUUAACUAUUUUCAAGAUGGAGUUAGACAUAAUUCUUGGGGCUAAAGGGAUCAAAAGGCAUGGGGGCAGGGAAAGCAAGAACAGGGUUGUGAGUUUGACGAUCAGCCAUCAUCAUAUUGAAUGGCAGAUAGGCUUGAAGGGCCACUCCUGUUUUCUCUUUCUCUGGCAGGGGUGUGGUGAGGAGUAGGGAGCGAGGCUGACUAUUGGCAGGGAGGAUACAGGGUUCGCUGUGUACAGUGCAACGUGAAGUAAUAAGGGUUUCCUUGGAGAGAAACAAACAUGUCACACUGACUUUUUCUGAAGUCCUGGUUUACACUCUUAACUAAGGAGAGGUGAGAACUGAGUUAUUUUAACUAUUUUCUGGAAAUUGUCAGGAACCCAGAAGACUUUAGAGAAACCAGGACAGUCCCUUAGGAAGCCUGGGAAUCUGGUCACUCCCUGAGCCCACCAACAGCAUCAUCUGUUAGGAUAGUGAGCCUAGUAGAAGCCAAACAGGCCUCCUGUUUAACAAACGUAGCAGGAAAUUCUCCCUUGUUAAACUUGACAAAAUGAAACUGUCCUGGUGGCCAACAACAGCAGAAUUCUGGACUCCUGAACCUUGUUCACAUGCUUUCCCAUGGAAGGUUCCAUUGGACUAGUCUUCGUCAUUGCUCAUUAACAGAGAAGCAGUGAGCUGAUUUGAGAAGAAUGACUGUCAGCCAUUUCAGUGCCUCAUGUAACUGCAUCAAACAAAAUAGAAAGCACUUUGGAGCAGAAAUCUUAACAAAUUGAAAAUUUACUCAAGGCACUUUGGAACGACAAGGAUUUUAUUUUUAUUCAAGUGCUUACAGCAGGACAGCUAACUGAGAAAUAGUGACAAAUCAAAAUAAAAAUACUUGGAAUGAACAGAGGGAAGAGUGAAUUGGGAUGAAUGCUCAGUCAAAGCAGGAAUCAUUCUUUUCAUGGGUUUGUGAGAUGGUUUUAAUCUGAAGUAUGCUGAAGAUCGAGUUCAACAGAGCGGAUGAGUGGUCAUGAUCUGCAAUCUUUACCCACUCACCUCUCUCAGCGCCGAACACAAAAUUCACACCUUUUAUUCUUAAAUUGUAAAAUGGUAUAUUGUAGGAAUACGUAAUGUCAUACACUGUAUGUCUCCUGAAAUUAUUAAGCAGCUUCAUUAUUUUAGUUUCAGUUUUUGCAAUUCUAAUGUUCUUGACAAACUGGAGUAUACAACUAGAUCAGAUACGCAAAGGAGUACUGCAUAGUUUAUCUCCACAUCCAGGUUUAGCUUAGAGAGGAUGAAACCAGGACUGGAGUGGGGUGUGAGAGGGGUGGGGAAGCAUGGAGAAACAUGGGGAGUGCGGGUGAGUGCAGUGGGCAGAGUUGGCCUUUGACAUGAAAUUGAGUAGAAUGCAACUGUACUCUUUGGAGUAUAGAAGAAUGAAAAGUAAUCUAAUGGAGCAUCUCAAGUCAUGUUGUUCCUUCACAGCGUAGACACUGCGAUGCUGCUUUCCCCCCUGACUGCAGGAUGGGGUGGGGACAGGCAUACACAUUCUCAGGAUAAAGGGUUGAUUAUAUUGGAUAGAGAUGAGGAGACAUUUCCUGAUCCAGGCACAUCUUUUGGAUUUAGGACUCCAGAGAUCCAUGGGUGUUCUGGACUUGAACAUAUUCUCCGCAGGAAUCAACUGACUUUUUGUCUCUCAGGGAAGUUAAGAUUUCUAAAAUAGUUAUUUCCUUAUGUGAUGUGUGCAUCACUGGCAAGGCCAGCAUUUGUUGCUUAUCCCUAACUGCCCUUGCAAUGAGUAACAUGCUAUGCCAUUUCAGAGGCUAGUUGUAAAUCAGUCAGAUUGUUGUGGCUCUGGAGUCACUUGACGAGGUAAGGAUGACAGAUGUCCUUCCCUAAAGGGCAGCAGUGAACCCCAGAGAGAUUUUUACAACAAUCGGUGACAGUUCUCAUGGUGUUCAUCACAGAGACCCACAAUUCCAGAUUCAAUUAAUUGAAUGUAAACAGCACUAAUUAACACAGUAGAGUUUGACCCAGUGACCCAGAGCAUGAACCUGGGCCACUCAGUCAUUAAUUUAAUCACAAUACCACUACUCCACCAUCUCUGGGAUCAGGUGGGAAAAUGGAAAUUAGGCAGAAGAUAAAACAUGAUUGUAUUAAAGGGAGAGGAGCAGAUUUGAUGAGCAGAAUGGUUUGUUCCUACUGUGAUUUUGAAUGCUUAUAGGAAUCCUUGCUAAGAAAGAGAGUAAAGAUUCAAAUGGCAGAGGGUGAUGUUAGGACAGACACUGCUGUUGAUCAACGGCUGCAAUGUCCUUCCAAUUCACUGGAUUAAUUUGAGGAUUAGCUGGAGAUGAACUGAGAGCUGGUAUACUGAAAUUAGGAGUCUCAGUGGGUUAAAUGUUUGUUUAAGCCAUCUUGCGAACAUCGCUGAGAAAUAUUGCAAAGACUGUCUCAGAGUGAUACUUCCUCAUUGCAAUGGAAAAAAUAGAAAACCAGAAACAAUUUCAAAUGAAUUGGUGCUGUGGAUAAUGUGGACAACACUGCAAUUGUUGAUACUUCCUCAAAUUCUCUGCAACUGAACAGUCCUAUUGUCUGUGUGCACUGGCCUGUGCCUGUAACUGUAUAAUUUCCGGCCCCUUGUUUGUACUUUUCAUCAGAAAUAACAAUAGAUUUUUUACGUAAGUGAUUAAUGUUCAGAUUGGAUAUGAAUCUCUCUGUUUGCCACAUAAAGAAUAUUUUAGAUUGUCUUUAUUUUAAACUA